CCCCCCUCUCCUUCUUCCUCGCUCUAUCCAAACUCAAACAUCUCAAAGCUUUUUACUCCUGUGGACCCUCACUUCGGUCUUCUACCCUUCUUCUUUCUCUUCUUUUUCCAACUCCUCUUCUACAUCCCUUCUUCCCACUUCCCCCUCCCCCGCCUCGUCUCUCUUCAUCCUCGGUCUCUCGAGAUUCCUCAGUUUCCUCUCUCUCCCUCUCUCCUGUACCCUCUGUGGUAUAUGCGCGUCGCUGGCUUGUCGUCUUACCCUUUUUGACACUUAAUUGCCAUCCUUAGAAAUCAUGGGUCAGACCUUGUCCGAGCCCGUAGUCGAUAAGACUUCCUCCGAGGGUCAAGAUGAAUGUUGCAUCUAUGGUGUUUCGGCCAUGCAGGGCUGGCGGAUUAGUAUGGAAGACGCCCAUGCCGCUGUCCUCGACCUGCAAGCGAAGUUCUCGGAGAAGCAACAACAGUCCGACCCCGACAAACGUCUGGCCUUCUUCGGUGUAUACGACGGGCAUGGUGGCGACAAGGUAGCCUUGUUCGCGGGGGAAAAUGUCCACAAGAUUGUCGCAAAGCAGAAGGCGUUUGAAUCCGGCGAUAUCGAGCAGGCUUUGAAGGACGGCUUUUUGGCGACCGAUCGUGCCAUCUUGGAAGAUCCGAAAUAUGAGGAGGAAGUGUCUGGCUGCACUGCGGCCGUCAGCGUCAUCUCCAAGCACAAAAUUUGGGUGGCCAACGCUGGUGACUCCCGGUCGGUCCUCGGUGUCAAGGGUCGCGCAAAGCCCCUGUCUUUCGACCACAAGCCGCAGAAUGAGGGUGAAAAGGCCCGCAUCAGCGCCGCCGGAGGCUUCGUCGACUUUGGUCGCGUGAACGGCAACCUGGCCCUGUCCCGAGCCAUCGGUGAUUUCGAAUUCAAGAAGAGCGCGGAUCUGUCGCCAGAGCAGCAGAUCGUGACGGCUUAUCCGGAUGUGACCGUCCACGAACUCACUGACGAUGAUGAGUUCCUGGUCAUUGCCUGUGACGGCAUCUGGGACUGCCAAUCCUCGCAGGCAGUGGUCGAGUUCGUCCGUCGCGGUAUUGCCGCCAAGCAAGACCUGUACCGGAUCUGCGAGAACAUGAUGGACAACUGUCUCGCGUCCAACAGCGAAACGGGUGGUGUCGGGUGUGAUAACAUGACCAUGGUUGUGAUCGGUCUGCUUAACGGCCGCACCAAAGAGGAGUGGUACAAUCAGAUCGCCGAGCGGGUGGCGAAGGGGGAUGGGCCUUGUGCCCCGCCCGAGUACGGCAAGUCUCUCGAGGACCCUCCGGCCUCUAGCCCCUACUGACAGAAACGGGGAUGCAGCUGAAUUCCGUGGCCCCGGUAUCCGGAACCAGUUUGAGGAGAACCCUGAUGAUUACGACAUGGAGAAUGAUCGUGCGCGUGGCUUCAGUGUUCGCUCGGGGCGGAUCAUCCUGUUGGGCGACGGCACCGAGGUGGUCCCGGAGCAGAAUGACGAGGAGCUGUUUGACCAGACCGACGAGGACCGGGAUAUGUCCAACCAAGUAGACCGGCAGUCGCCCGACUCGACUCGGAACGAGCGUGAGGGCACCCCCGGGCCGCAGUCGAAGAACAAUCCCGCAUCCAAAUCCGAAGGUGCAUCUGCCUCUGCCAGUUCCGAAACUCCUGCCAAUCCGGCGUCGGGUUCCUCGGAGAAGUCUACCUCGUAGUGGAGAAGGAUACCUUUUUUUUUUGUCUUCUUGCAUGAUUUGUUUUUUUUUUUUUUUUU
This is a messenger RNA of Aspergillus candidus, 1753 nucleotides long. RefSeq names its product PP2C family serine/threonine-protein phosphatase. Bases 293 to 1312 code for a protein of 339 amino acids. The transcript is spliced from 6 exons. NCBI's taxonomy places the organism in Eukaryota, Fungi, Ascomycota, Eurotiomycetes, Eurotiales, Aspergillaceae. The record is from RefSeq and is a predicted model, not a curated record. Gene Ontology annotation, biological process: protein dephosphorylation. Gene Ontology annotation, molecular function: cation binding; protein serine/threonine phosphatase activity.